AUGAAGUUCUAUAAUAUAUUAUCUGUCGCUUCUAUAGCGUCUUUAGUCUUCGCUGCUCCAGUGAGCGUCAAUGACGCCAAGGAGAUUGCCGCCACCUUCCCACAGGAAGCAUUGCUUGGGUUUUUAGACUUGACUGAUGCGGAGAAUAUCGUUAUCUUGUCACUAGUUGACGAAGAAAAGUCCGGCAUUGCAUUGGUUAAUAAAACAAUUUGGGCGACUGCACGUUCUGAACAAGCUGCUGGAAUUUCUAAGAGAGACGCUGACGCCUGGCACUGGCUGAGAUUUGAUCGUGGUCAACCAAUUCACAAGAGAAGUGCUGAUGCCGUGGCUGACGCCUGGCACUGGCUGAGAUUUGAUCGUGGUCAACCAAUUCACAAGAGAAGUGCUGAUGCCGUGGCUGACGCCUGGCACUGGCUGAGAUUUGAUCGUGGUCAACCAAUUCACAAGAGAAGUGCUGAUGCCGUGGCUGACGCCUGGCACUGGUUGAGAUUCGACCGUGGUCAACCAAUUCACAAGUGA
Molecule: messenger RNA, 519 nt
Organism: Eremothecium cymbalariae DBVPG#7215
Lineage: Eukaryota; Fungi; Ascomycota; Saccharomycetes; Saccharomycetales; Saccharomycetaceae
Gene: MF(ALPHA)1
Product: Mf(Alpha)1p
Exons: 1
Coding region: 1-519 (172 amino acids)
Biological process (GO): sexual reproduction; mating
Cellular component (GO): extracellular region
Molecular function (GO): mating pheromone activity
Source: RefSeq, a predicted model, not a curated record